Hippoglossus stenolepis (Pacific halibut) is the source of this 2881-nucleotide messenger RNA. RefSeq names its product oocyte zinc finger protein XlCOF22-like. Gene Ontology annotation, molecular function: RNA polymerase II cis-regulatory region sequence-specific DNA binding; DNA-binding transcription factor activity, RNA polymerase II-specific. NCBI's taxonomy places the organism in Eukaryota, Metazoa, Chordata, Actinopteri, Pleuronectiformes, Pleuronectidae. The record is from RefSeq and is a predicted model, not a curated record. Bases 199 to 1956 code for a protein of 585 amino acids. Gene Ontology annotation, biological process: regulation of transcription by RNA polymerase II. The transcript is spliced from 3 exons. Gene Ontology annotation, cellular component: PcG protein complex; transcription regulator complex.
GUAAUGUUGUUAGCCUGCUAUGCUAACAUCCAACAGAACAUGAUGCUACUCGGCUAAAUGCUUUCGGAUCAAGUCCUCUGCUACACACGUGGUUUUGUUGCGUUUAUAACAAUUGUCGGCAGAAGUAAAGCAAGUCGCCAUCUUCCGUAUUCGGUCUUCGCUGCGUUCUCAGAGAAGUUAGUUGGCUAAAGCGUUUGGAUGGAAAUGUCUACAAUCCAGAGUUUAAGACAGUUUAUCAACGAGAGGUUACAAACUGCUGCUGAAGACAUAUUAGGAUGUUUUGAAGCGACUGUCGCAAAGUACGAGGAUGAGAUCGGUCGUCAGCGCAGACUGCUGGAUGUAACUUUGAAACCUGUAGUAAAGCUGCAGAGAAUAGAGCUCCCACAGCGACAUGUCUGUAUCAAGGAAGAGUUUCCUGCUGACCUGCUGGAGAGGAACCCCAGUCCAGACCAAGAGGAGCCAGAACCUCCACAGAUUAAGGAACAACAGGAGGAGCACUGCAUCGAGCUCCCAGAGCAACAUUUUCUAAAUGAGGAAGAGUUUCCAUCUGACCAGCAGCUCUGGAGCCUUGAGAGGAACCCCAUUCUGGACCAAGAGGAGCCAGAACCUCCACAGAUUAAAGAGGAGGAGGAGCUCUGCAUUGGUCUGGAAGUAGAGCAGCUUGUACUGAAGCAGGAGGAUCAAGAUAACCUUUUGUUGAAUCCUACUUUCAAGGAAAGUGACCACAGUGAAACAGAACCAAGUGACCACCAGCUCCUCUCCCACAGCUCAGCUCAGAGCCAAGAUCUCAAAGGAGGCCAGCAUGGAAACUCAACAUCAGUUAGUAAUGCAGAGCAGGCAUCGGAAAGGGAACAUCAUGUCAUCACAAGAGCAAAAGAAAGCACAAGUCCCAGUAACCUUGCAUGUAGCAUUACCAUGUCAAAGAUUAUGCCGAAUAUCUGCAAGAGUAAAAAGAUUUUCCAGUGUGACACUUGUGGAAAAGUCUUUAAAUGGAAGUCACGAUUAAAUAGACAUCUGAAGGUGCACACAGGUGAGAGGCCACAUCUGUCCACUACCUGUGGAAAGAGAUUUUGUUACAAGUCAGCACUAAAAACACAUUUGAGUGUCCACACAGGGGAGAAACAGCAUUCUUGCGAAAUGUGUGAAAAAAGUUUCACAACUAGCACAAAUUUGAAGAUCCAUGAGAGAACACACACGGGCGAGAGACCUUUUUUUUGCAAAACUUGUGGGGAAAGUUUUGGUACCACAACUACCCUGCAGGUCCACAAGAGAACACACACGGGCGAGAGACCUUUUUCUUGCAAAACCUGUGGGAAAAGUUUCACGCGUGUAAGUACCCUGAAGGUCCACGAGAGAACACACACGGGCGAGAAACCUUUUUCUUGUGAAACUUGUGGGAGAAGUUUUACAACUAGAAUGAAUCUGCAGGUCCACGAGAGAACGCACACGGGCGAGAAACCUUUUUCUUGCAAAACCUGUGGGAGAAGUUUUAAUAUUAGAAGUAACCUGCACGUUCACGAGAGAACGCACACGGGCGAGAAACCUUUUUCUUGCAAAACUUGUGAGAGAAGUUUUACAACUAGAAUGAAUCUGCAGGUCCACGAGAGAACGCAUAUGGGCGAGAAACCUUUUUCUUGCAAAACUUGUGGGAAAAGUUUUACAACUAGAAAUAUCUUGAAGAUACACGAGAGAACGCACACGGGCGAGAGACCUUUUUCUUGCAAAACUUGUGGGAAAAGUUUUACAACUAGAAAAAUCUUGAAGAGACACGAGAGAAUGCACACGGGCGAGAGACCUUUUUCUUGCAAAACUUGUGGGGGAAGUUUUAUAUGUGGAAGUAGAUUUAAAGUCCACAUGAGAAGCCAUAAAGGUGAGGAGCUUUAUCCCUGUACAACUUGUGGGGAAAGAUUUGUUAGCAAAUCACUUCUAACCAAACAUUUGAGUACCCACACGUAGCAAAGCUGAUAUUUUUGUAAAAUGUUGGAAAGAUCUCUGUCUUGCCAGUUUAUACAAAGUCCACAGGAGAAUACAUCCAGUUGAGAAGCCACACCACGGCCACACGAGAAAGAUAAGAUUUGCCCAAGCGUUGUCAAAGAAGUUGUUACUUAGUUAUUGAUUCAUUAAUUAGUGAUACAACAGUUAGCGAAAGCGACACUGGAAAUGUUUCCAGGGGACCAAAAAAGUGAUGAACCUAGUUGUAGUUCAAUGCUUUAUGAAAUUCCAUCACCACUGAUGAGGAGCAGACUUCAAUAACUUCACAAAGCAUUGAACUACAGCCAGGUUCAUCACUUAGAUAUACACAAGAGAUAUUGUCUACAUUUGCAUUAGCUGCAUCUCUGUAACUGAAUGUGGAAAAUAUCCCAUUGAGGAAACAUCACAAUAUCUUUGAUGCAGUACAUGGUCAACAGCAUUUGCUGAAGUACCCACGUUUCUGUUCUUCAUGUGACUCAUUGAUAUUUACAUCUGCAAAGGAAGUGAUGUUUUCACCCAUGUCUCUUUGUUUAUUCAUUUAUCAGCCAUUUGUACCAAUUGGUGCAGGAAGGGGAUGAGGGUGAGAGAAAUUGAUUGGGUUAAAGUGGCAGAUCCAGGAUAUUUUAUUGUCACUGAAUGUUGAGAGAUGGUUGUCAAUGUGUCAGGAAACACUGUGGAUCAUGAUGUAAAAAUCUGACAUAUUUGUGGUACCGAGAUUUAUAAGAACACAGUAUGUGGUGCAGAUUAUUAGAUGACUUCUCUUUUUCUAUUCUCUUUUAUUUCAAAAGAAGAAAAUCUCUAGUUAAUGUGUACACAGUCCUAAAUGACUCACUGUAAAUGGUUAUUAUUUUGUACUACGUGUAUUCAAUACUUCAGUGCAUGUGCAGUUUAUUAAAGUUUCUUGAAUUAU